Messenger RNA from Acanthosepion pharaonis, 780 nucleotides. Lineage: Eukaryota; Metazoa; Mollusca; Cephalopoda; Sepiida; Sepiidae. The record is from the annotation of a GenBank genome assembly.
AUGAAAGAACCACAUUUUCUAUCUAUCUAUCUAUCUAUCUAUCUAUCUAUCUAUCUAUCUAUCUAUCUAUCUAUCACAAUACAUGUCUGUCUAUAUAUCAAUAUAACUAUCACAAUAUCUAUCUAUCUAUCUAUCUAUCACAAUACAUGUCUGUCUAUAUAUCAAUAUAACUAUCACAAUAUCUAUCUAUCUAUCUAUCUAUCUAUCUAUCUAUCUAUCUAUCUAUCUAUCACAAUACAUGUCUGUCUAUAUAUCAAUAUAACUAUCACAAUAUCUAUCUAUCUAUCUAUCUAUCUAUCUAUCUAUCUAUCUAUCUAUCACAAUACAUGUCUGUCUAUAUAUCAAUAUAACUAUCACAAUAUCUAUCUAUCUAUCUAUCUAUCUAUCUAUCUAUCUAUCACAAUACAUGUCUAUCUAUAUAUCAAUAUAACUAUCACAAUAUCUAUCUAUCUAUCUAUCUAUCUAUCUAUCUAUCUAUCUAUCUAUCACAAUACAUGUCUGUCUAUAUAUCAAUAUAACUAUCACAAUAUCUAUCUAUCUAUCUAUCUAUCUAUCUAUCUAUCUAUCACAAUACAUGUCUGUCUAUAUAUCAAUAUAACUAUCACAAUAUCUAUCUAUCACAAUACAUGUGGAUCUACCUUUCAAUAUAUCUCAAUACAUGUCUGUCUGUCUAUAUAUCUAUCAAUCACAAUACAUUAUCUAUCUAUCUAUCUAUCUAUCUAUCUAUCUAUCUAUCUAUCUAUUACCGCCUUAUCAGAAAAAGAGAAGGAAUAUCGUUAA